This is a messenger RNA of Salvelinus fontinalis (brook trout), 1299 nucleotides long. RefSeq lists its product as uncharacterized. Lineage: Eukaryota; Metazoa; Chordata; Actinopteri; Salmoniformes; Salmonidae. The coding region runs from base 232 to 1041 and encodes 269 amino acids. The transcript is spliced from 3 exons. The record is from RefSeq and is a predicted model, not a curated record.
CGCUUUUUUAUUAAGUGAGAGGAGUCCGAAGUUAUCUUCUCUGCCAACCAUACUCACGGGCAGUUUCAUCCCCAUGGACAAGACCAAUGUCAUACCGUCUUUUUUUUUACGCGCCGUGUGCUUGUAUUCUAAUUGAUUUCUGAGGAAUAGUACUUGGAAACGGUUAUGGGCACCUCGAUUGAACUAACAUUAUAUUUUUUAUAACUGUGAGUUACUCCACGCCCAGGAGGGAUGUUUAGGAAGAUCAACAACGCGCUCCGUCCCAACAAUGGGAACAGGGCUCGUGAUGGCAGUCCGCAGUCCGAGCAGGACUACCACAGCGCCUGCACCGUCAAGUUGGUGCGGAGCACCUCCAUGCUCGUGGUGGGCCAGAGGAAGCAGUCAUCCGUCAACUCCACACUGAAGCGGAGCAAAAGUUCUGUGAAUUUCGAGUCCACCACCGCCUUGUAUUAUUACCAGAGGCAGGAGGACCGGAUAUGGCUCUACUCCCAGAAUCAGAACUGCCUGGAGUAUUUGGAAGAGCUGGUGGCGUUGAGACGGCAGUACACGAGGAGCGUCAACAACUUGAAAAGCAACGAGAUGAAGGCCACAAUCUCCCCCAAGAAGAAGCCUGCGCCUCCCCCGCCCAACUCCAAGGACGCACAGAACAUGAGGACCAAACCGUCUGCCCCUCCAAUCCCCAAUGAGGAGGACACUCUGGACUUCUUUGAUGCUGUCAUCGCGAGCUGUGACCCUGAGCACACGCGCAAGCCCCAUGUAGACGAUGGGCACGCUGACGUUGACUUCAUUGUGGCCACCAGCACCAGUGAGCACGACCUCCACUCCAACUGGGUCAUGCGGGUCCCACGGUGUCCCACAGAUGAGUCCAAGCUGAAGAAGCCGGCCUCAACCAGCAAAAGCAGCAGCACGGCCAAGAAGAACAGCGACAACGGGACGACGAGCAGCCGACGACACCUACAGAGAAACCCAAUCCACCUGCCCAAAGUGGUGGAGAGCGCCUUCCAGACACUGCGCUUCAAGCCAAAACUCAAAAAGAAGUAGUGGGAACUUGCUUGUCCUGAGUUUCAUAACAAGUACGGGAGUCAACUUGGGGAGGUCCCGCGACAUGCAAGCAUUCAGCUCGUGAGGAAUUGGCAGGGAAACAACAAAAUAACCAUGGAUAGUAAUAUAGGAAGUGAGAGAGAGAAGUAGGCCUAGAGGAAGUGGGAACUGAGAGAAAGUGGCAGCCAAUGAUUAUGGUAUUGUGUUGGUGUGGACAGGCAUAGCAUGUGACAUUGUUCGCUAUGCCACCAGCUUGAU